This is a messenger RNA of Homarus americanus (American lobster), 1649 nucleotides long. RefSeq names its product heparan sulfate 2-O-sulfotransferase 1-like. Bases 111 to 1163 code for a protein of 350 amino acids. The transcript has 9 exons. Gene Ontology annotation, molecular function: heparan sulfate 2-sulfotransferase activity. The record is from RefSeq and is a predicted model, not a curated record. NCBI's taxonomy places the organism in Eukaryota, Metazoa, Arthropoda, Malacostraca, Decapoda, Nephropidae. Gene Ontology annotation, cellular component: membrane.
CAUCAGCUGCCAGACGUCGCUAUGUUGUGAAGGAUGAAGGUCCAGGACAACACAACCCAAGAGUCAUAUUACUUAUAGUUAACUUGUGCUCUCCUAAUUAAUUUUUCCAGAUGAACAGUUCCCGAAUGAAGAGUUCACGUGUGGUUGUGUUAUUGAUAGUGGGAGUGAGUGCUGUGGUGAUGCUCCUGUACCUUCACUUAGCAACAGAAGUAGCACACCUUCGAAACACCAUGCACACUCACUCUCCCUUGAGUUAUCAGGAAGGUACUCCACCAGUUGGCAGAAACAUCCUAGACCCUGACAACUUGGUGAUCAUAUACAACAGAGUACCAAAGACUGGUUCCACCUCAUUUAUAGGACUGGCAUAUGAUCUGUGUUCCAAAAAUAAAUUCAAUGUUAUUCACUUGAACACAACCAGGAACACUCCAACACUGUCUCUAACAGAUCAGAUGCGAUUUGUGUACAAUGUAUCAAAUUGGGUGGAAAAGAAACCUGGAAUAUAUCAUGGACAUCUUGCAUACCUUGAUUUCAACAGAUUUGGUGUUAGUCAACAGCCAAUUUACAUCAAUAUAAUACGAAAGCCUCUGGAUCGCCUGAUAUCAUACUAUUACUUUGUCCGCUACGGCGAUGAUCUUCGACCUUAUCACAUUAGAAGAAGAAUGGGAGACAAAAUGACACUGGAUGAAUGUGUAGCUAUGGAACAUCCCGAUUGCUCCACAACACAUCUAUGGGUACAAGUUCCUUUCUUUUGUGGUCACCAUGCUGAAUGCUGGGUCCCAGGAUCUGGUUGGGCUCUUGAACAGGCAAAACACAACCUACUUCACAAUUAUUUUUUGGUUGGGGUGACUGAGGAAAUGGUGGAUUUUGUAGCCAUGCUGGAAUACUCGCUCCCUCGCUUUUUCAGAGGCUCUUAUGAUCUCUAUCUUUCUGGAUCUAAAUCUCAUCUGAGAAAAACUGUGAAAAAAAUUCUACCUUCAGAAGACACUAUAGCAAAACUUCAGAAUACUAAGGUAUGGAGAUUGGAAAACGAUUUUUACAACUUUGCACUUGACCAUUUCCAUUUCUUACGGAAGAAGACCCUGGUAGAGUCUGAGGGCAAUGGACACCUAAUGAACAGAGGACAAAAGUUUGCAUACGAGAAAAUUAAACCUAAAAGAAGCUAGGAUAUGAUUCCUGCAGAAGAAAAUAUGCAAGUAUAAAGUGAUGCCAGACUAAAGGAGCACUUAGUAGCUAAUGGUAAGGUGCACCACUUACCUUCUUUUCUUAGUAUGUACACAGUACAGUAAGUAGUUAGUCUGAACUUACAUAGAAUACACUAAAGUGCCUAGAUCAUUAUUUACAAAACAUCCUAUUUGUUUUUAUGUUAGAAUUAUGUGAAUUUAUUUCUUAUGUAAUUUAAUACUUUAGUCAAACAUUGAAGAUUUGUGUAAUAAGUUAAUGGUGUUGGCAUUAUCUCAUUAUAUAUUUCUUAAUCAAAUCACAGAAAGAAAAGACAAAUGGCUUUGCUCUCCUGUGAGCUGUUCUCAGGAUUUGAUUUAUAUUUGAAGACUUCACCAAAAGUCUUUAAGUAUUCAUUUUUCUAUGAAUCUUUUGUGAUUCAGCACAGGUUUAUUGUCUUCUGAUGCAUUUUCUUCUUCUUCAGGCAUGGU